Hibiscus syriacus is the source of this 540-nucleotide messenger RNA. RefSeq names its product small ubiquitin-related modifier 1-like. The transcript has 3 exons. Gene Ontology annotation, cellular component: nucleus. Bases 90 to 398 code for a protein of 102 amino acids. The record is from RefSeq and is a predicted model, not a curated record. Gene Ontology annotation, biological process: protein sumoylation. Gene Ontology annotation, molecular function: protein tag activity; ubiquitin-like protein ligase binding. NCBI's taxonomy places the organism in Eukaryota, Viridiplantae, Streptophyta, Magnoliopsida, Malvales, Malvaceae.
ACCCACCAUUUGUCUUCUUCCCUCCAAUUCGCCUUUUUUUAAUUUCUCCACAUAAGCGGAGGUGACUUAAAAGAAGCGGCUCGGUGAGAAUGUCGGCGGAAGCUAGCGGCGGAGGACAGACGGAGGACAAGAAGCCGGGGGAUGCUGCUCACAUUAAUCUCAAAGUGAAGGGCCAGGACGGCAACGAAGUGUUUUUUAGGAUCAAGAGAAGCACUCAGCUGAGGAAAUUGAUGAAUGCGUAUUGCGAUAGGCAGUCGGUAGAUUUCAACUCGAUUGCUUUCUUAUUUGAUGGGCGGAGGCUCCGAGGAGAGCAGACUCCCGACGAGCUUGAGAUGGAGGAUGGAGAUGAAAUUGAUGCAAUGCUUCAUCAGACUGGAGGCGGUGGUGGAAGUCCAUAGCUGGUAAUUGGAAAAGAAAGCUUGGGAGCAUUAGUGUUGGUAAAGUAUCAUCUUAUUGUUGUUAUAUCUAAUGUAAAUGAAAGAUCUGGUGAACUUUGGGGUUCUGUUUUAUUAUGCAUGAAUAUAUUUGUUUGGAAAUCAA